CUAAAGCAGUCGAUUGUGCUCGGUUGAUCUGGUCACUAGCAAGUCGAAGCUUCCGGGUUCUCAGGCUGGUUUCUUCCAAGCUGCGGAAAGAAUACAGCUAAUUCAUCAGCUGUAGCAGGAGUUGUUCUUGCUUCCUGGGCAGGGAGUCCCUCCGUUUCUGGUUUCAGUGACAUACACAGAUACAAGGUGCCAGUUUCCUGGAACAUGGCUGUGCGUUUGUUAGAUACACAGUACAAUGCAGAUUCCUAUCAGAAAUACAGAUUCUCUCCCUCUGAAAAUCUCCAAAGUGUCAUCUUCUCCUACCUGGAAGAAAAGAAAGUAGACCCCAUUCGGCUGGCAGUGGAUGUCGGCUGCGGGUCGGGACAAAGCACUCGCGUACUCGCAGCUCAUUUUGAGAAAGUGGUUGGAACAGAUAUCAGUGAAGCUCAGAUAGAAGCAGCCAAACAAGCUGCCUCCUUCCCAAAUGUUUCUUACCAUGUGUGCCCUGCAGAGGAGCUGCCAUUUGCAGAUGGCUCUGUGGACCUCAUUACUGCUUUUACAGCUGCCCACUGGUUUGAUAUGCCGAAGUUCAUGAAAGAAGUGGAUCGAGUUCUCAGGCCACAUGGCUGUGUGGCCCUUAGCACCUACGCUACAAACUUCAGUAUGCACUAUAAAGACUGCUCAGAGAGGCUUACAGAAAUCUUCACUGAGACCCAGGACCUCCUUCUUAAAUAUGCAGAUGAAAAAGUAAAUCUUGUCAUUGCAGAGUAUAAAGAGGUGUUUGAGUCUGUGCCUUUUCCAGACAAGAAGAGAGUUACCCAGAUUUUAGACAAAAUUCCCAUGUCUGUUUCUGAGGUGAUCGGGCUAUUCCAGUCCUUCUCCAUGUAUCAAGCCUUUCUGAGGAGCGACCCUGAAGGAGCAAAAUCCCUCCUCCAAAAAACUGAACAAAGGUUCCUGGAGACCAUGGGAGUGUGCUCUAAUGAAACCCAGGUAGAGAUCGGGAUAAGGAGUGUUUCUGUUCUAGGCUGCAAAGGGCCGUGAAUGGAAAAUCCAGCGAUGACCCCCAUAGCCAGAAGAAAAAUCCUGAUUUUGAUAUCUCCUUAUAACUGAUGUUAUCACCUUUAAAAUAUUUGAUUAAGAUCCCAGUAAAGUCAAUGGCAAAACUCCUAUCUUCUUCAAUGGGAGACAAAGGAGGCACAAAAUCAAAUAAUGUCAAUAUUAGAAGGGCUUUCAUGGGGUAGGUUUUUUCCUAUUUAAAGAGGAAAAGCUCAGUGUUCUGUCUGUCUGGCCAUCGUUCAAAAGGCAUUGGAAGAAAUCAAGGAUCCUUUGCCACAUAGAAGGCUGCAGAGAUUGGAUCAUAUAUGGAAUAUGCAAUAAACAUGUUACCUAACA
Molecule: messenger RNA, 1371 nt
Organism: Gopherus evgoodei (Goodes thornscrub tortoise)
Lineage: Eukaryota; Metazoa; Chordata; Testudines; Testudinidae
Product: putative methyltransferase DDB_G0268948
Exons: 7
Coding region: 205-1020 (271 amino acids)
Molecular function (GO): S-adenosylmethionine-dependent methyltransferase activity
Source: RefSeq, a predicted model, not a curated record